This is a messenger RNA of Gregarina niphandrodes, 1725 nucleotides long. RefSeq names its product putative chitinase/lysozyme protein. NCBI's taxonomy places the organism in Eukaryota, Apicomplexa, Conoidasida, Eugregarinorida, Gregarinidae. The transcript has a single exon. The coding region runs from base 1 to 1725 and encodes 574 amino acids. The record is from RefSeq and is a predicted model, not a curated record.
AUGCGUGGCUCAGUUGCUGUGUUGUUGUUGUGCCUGGCUCGAGGCGCGGAUGUGGACUGCACGGGUGUGAUUCCGUGGGAUGAGACGUUGUCUGGGAACGGUCCGUGGAAGGUGCACAAGGACGGAGUGUUAUACACAUCUGAGACGUGGGUGGAUCCGACAAAUGUGCCUGGUGCGGAUUCGGCAGGGUGGUCGCCCUGGACGGCAGUGGGAACAUGUAUAGCUGGAACGGCGGGGGACGGGAGCGAGGCGGCUGGUACGGAGGACUGUACUGGGGUGGCGGCUUGGUCGGGUGCGACGACGUAUGCGGACCCUGGUCAGAAGGUGCACUCGGAUCACUACUUAUUCCAGAACAAGUGGAACGUGGUUGCGGACAAACCGGACCCUAAGGACCGCCAAUCGGCCUGGGAGCUGUUGGGGAAGUGCGUUGACGGCACGGAUUCAACAACAACUCCCGACGACGGCGGUGGCGAUGCCACCGAUUACCCUGACGACAUGUGGGAGCAAACGUGUGUGUGCUGCCAAGGCUGUUCCAGCAUAGAAAACGGACAGGUCAUCUGCACGGACUUCGCCCAGGACAAGUGCUACACACACUGGUGCGGUGACAGCGCAAGCUUUGACGCGGAAACUUGCGAAACGCUUAAGAACAACGGCACGUUUCAGCGAUGGCUCGGUACCAUGAGUGAUGAACAACAGUGCUGGCCCGAACAGUUCUAUGCACCCUACUUUGACGCCGGCCUCUAUGGCUGGCCGCCUCUGGUGGAGAUCGCGAAGACAUAUGGCGUCAAUCAUUUUGUCGUAGCCUUCAUCACGAGUGCGCAAAAGGGUACUGUGCUUUACAACGGCACAUGCCAAGGCGGUUUUGCGGGAGUCAUGCCAGUGUCGGCGGGACCAACCUACGAGAGUGAGGGCAGCUUCUACCAUCUGUACGAUGAGUUGAAUGAGCUGCGUAAGAUGGGUGGUGAUUUCGUUGUUUCUUUUGGCGGCGCAAUGGGCCUUGAACUGGCGGACUCUCCGGAGUGCCAGAAUGGCGAUCCGGUGGCGAACCUGGCUAAGGAGUACGGACGGAUUCUUGACCAGCUUAAUAGUCAUCGUAUCGAUUUUGACAUUGAGGGCAACGCGAUCGGACUGGUGCAGAAAGACCUUGGGUGGACUUACAGGUUCGAAGCCGUUAAGCGCAUGAAGGAGGAGCGCAAUGGCAAGUUACAGGUGAUUUGGACGUUGCCCGUCGCUCCGGACGGGCUUGCGAUUCAAGGCACCGACUUCAUCGACCUAAUGAUGAAGCUGGACGCACCCUUCGAUCUCAUCAACGUCAUGAACAUGGACUACGGGCCCUGCGAUGUUGCGUGUCCCGCCGAUCAAUUCGGCGCCUGUGAACGCAACGCCAUCAAGGGUCUCGCUCAACAGAUGUUUGAUGCAGCGCAGACUAACAACCGUCUGGAACAAUACGGCUGGACUAAAGUGGAAGACACCUACAAGGUCCUCGCUUCCACACCCAUGAUCGGACUUAACGAUCAACCCUGCCUCACCUACAAAUUCGCAGACGCAGAACAAAACGUCUCCUACUUCAAAAAUGAAAUGCCGAUCCGCAUGCUUAGCAUGUGGUCCCUCACUCGCGACUCACCCUGCUCCUUCACAUACGCCGACUCCAACUGUAGCUCCUACACUGAGCAAACUGACAAACUCCAGUUCGUUGAGCGCUUCGCCAAAUUCCAGAGCACCUGA